AAAUGAAAAGUUAUCGGUACUUUUGUGGAUUGAGAACCUCUGUUGCAUGUUUCUCAGAAGAAAUUACCAAAGAUCUUGGAGGCUGAGGGAGGCAUGCAGGGCUCUCCUGCACCAUCAGGUGCGAGCACCACUGAGUGGCAAUGUUAAAACCUUUGAACAUGCACCUGCACUGUGCAGUCUCGAAGGUAAAAAAAAAACUGCGCCAAAUAGUUUACACAGUAACUCGUCGCACAUAGGAACGUAGUGUACCAUGUGUCGACCUACAAUCUACCGGACCAUGAGGACUUCCCUCAGGUGUUCAUUAGUUAGCUCAAUCAUACUUUAACGAUUCAUUUGUUCUUGUUUAAAUGUAAAAGCAGAACAAUUCUUGGACGUCGAAAGAACAAUAAAGCCAGUGAUUGUUUCUUUUAUUGUUCAUUCCCUUAGAUAUGGUGGUUACCAUUCUUUUAAAAGUGCGGAUAACAAGGAGUAGGGGAUAACUUUUAGUUGUCCACAUAUAAGAUGCUGUGCCCCGACCUCUGUUAGUCUUGAAUAAACCGACCACUUGGGUGAACAAUCGCUCUCUCGAUUUCUCCCUAAGUUUUUAUUUAAUUACAAUUUGUGGCUUGAGGUGUUAGUGGUGUGAAAAAUUAAUGAUGGAAGUGAGUAGUCGUGAGGCAAGAGUGUACAGCCAAGUACUCAAUAAAUCAAGAAGUGAUUCGCCGGAUAAGGGUUUAACCCUUGAAGAACUCAUUAAAGAACUUCAUAAUGCAUUCAACACCGAUAUUGUUGACAUUGAUAAUGUUCAGAAAUUACUCUCAUUGUACAGGAGUAAUCCCCACGACUGGAAGAAGUACGCAAAGUUCGAUCGGUACAGGUACACGAGGAAUUUAGUGGACGAGGGCAAUGGAAGAUUUAACCUGAUGGUAUUGUGUUGGGGAGAGGGCCAUGGAUCAGCUAUUCACGACCACGCUGAUGCCCAUUGUGUUAUGAAAAUCCUACAGGGAGAACUACGUGAGACGCGAUAUGCAUGGCCAUCAACCGAAUUUACCGACUGUCCAGGAGGUCAAGAAUUGCAGGAGAUCGAGAAGAACGUUCUCCAUCUCAACGACAUAUGCUACAUAAACGACUCAAUGGGUCUUCACAGAGUGGAAAAUCCUAGUGCAAUUAACCCCGCGGUCUCCCUCCACCUCUACUCACCACCAUUCUCAACGUGUUCGAUCUUCAACCAGAAGACUGGCCAGAGAAUGCCUAGCAAAGUGACCUUCUGGUCCAAGUAUGGCGAACGUCGUAAUCGGGAGAUACAGGAAAACAGAUGUCCAGAGGACAACUGAUCCGAUUAUGCCACGAGGACAAGAGACAAAUUGGUUUAUGCACCAGCUGUUUCGAAUAAAAAGAUGAAAUGCGAAAUUCUCAUUUUUUAUUUUGACUUUUCAAAGUUAUCAAAAACGAAGAAGCUACGGCUGAUGAAAUUUUUUUUUGCAUUCUGUUAUCGUAUUUGGAGAAAUUAAAACAGAAAUGAUUUUUUAAUACCUUUUUAUGACUCGGAGAAAGCAAUAUUGUAUAAGAUAAUAUGCGAAACAAAACGACAGCAAAUGAACGAAACGUUCGUAAUGUAACAUAAUACUGUUUCUUUUCAGCAUUUAUCGAAAACAUACGUAUUGAAUAUUCUCCAUAAAAUUUUUACAUUCAUAAAAAAAUGCUCAGAAAUGUAAUUGUCUAUGUAAUAAGUAUCAAUUUUAUACUCAUGAUUAUUACUCUGUAAUUGCUGAAGGGUUUAUCCCCCAAUUUGUAAAUAAAUAUCAAAAAAUUUAACCUG
Messenger RNA from Diachasmimorpha longicaudata, 1798 nucleotides. Its product is annotated as cysteine dioxygenase type 1. The transcript is spliced from 4 exons. Gene Ontology annotation, biological process: L-cysteine catabolic process. Gene Ontology annotation, molecular function: cysteine dioxygenase activity; ferrous iron binding. The record is from RefSeq and is a predicted model, not a curated record. The coding region runs from base 633 to 1313 and encodes 226 amino acids. Lineage: Eukaryota; Metazoa; Arthropoda; Insecta; Hymenoptera; Braconidae.